Clunio marinus is the source of this 1896-nucleotide messenger RNA. The record is from the annotation of a GenBank genome assembly. NCBI's taxonomy places the organism in Eukaryota, Metazoa, Arthropoda, Insecta, Diptera, Chironomidae.
CUAAGCAUGUAAAAAAUAAAUAAUCAAUUAUUAAUUUUGGAUUUAACAGUUGACUUGCUUAGACCUUUAAUAAGAAUUUAUUAAUCUCAAAAUGACAUCAACUGACAAUGGCACAGCUGGAAGCUCUGAGAAUUAUAAUUCCUUUUCAAGAAACAGUAGUUAUGUGAUCCCAGGAAUUUAUGAAUUAGAAAUUGAAGAUACGAAUUGGGUUUUAACAUCAUCGUUCAUUAUUUUCACAAUGCAAACGGGUUUUGGGAUGCUGGAAAGUGGUUGUGUGUCUGUUAAGAAUGAAGUCAAUAUUAUGAUGAAGAACAUCAUCGAUGUUGUGUUGGGUGGUUUCACUUAUUGGAUGUUUGGCUAUGGAAUGUCAUUUGGACGUGGCGCUUUUUCAAAUCCUUUCAUAGCUUUAGGAGAUUUUUUGAUUGAUCCGGGUGUUGAUGAUCCAUUAAUGGGACAAAUUUUCGCAGCUUUUCUUUUUCAACUUUCUUUCUCGACUACAGCAACGACAAUCGUUAGUGGUGCAAUGGCUGAAAGAUGCAAUUUCAAAGCUUAUUGUUUAUUCUCCUUCUUUAAUACACUUGUCUAUUGCAUACCAGCAGGAUGGGUUUGGGGUGAACAUGGAUUUCUAUACAAUAUGGGAGUAGUUGACAUAGCUGGAAGUGGACCAGUUCACCUUAUUGGAGGUGCAUCAGCGUUUGCAUCUGCUGCCAUGUUGGGGCCAAGAUUAGGAAGAUAUGCAAAUGGUAUUGGUUCUCUGCCUUUGGGUAAUCCAGUGAAUGCUUGCAUGGGAUUGUUCGUGUUAUGGUGGGGAUGGUUGGCAUUUAAUUCAGGCAGCACUUAUGGAGUCUCAGGAUCUAAAUGGAUUUAUUCAGCACGUGCUGCUGUAAUGACAAUGCUUGCAUCUUUUGGUGGAGGGUUUUGGGCUGUGAUGUAUUCGCUCUUUAGAAACGAAGGUCGAGUGGAUAUUUUCGAUCUGAUUAAUGGAAUUCUUGGUUCAUUAGUGUCUGUGACUGCGGGAUGUUAUUUAUACCACGCUUGGGAAGCAAUUCUUGUCGGAUUCAUUGGAUCUUUUGUUGUAAGUUUCGUCACACCAAUGUUUGAUAGAAUGGGAGUAGACGACCCAGUUGGUGCUUCAUCUGUGCAUGGCAUUGGCGGUAUUUGGGGUGUAAUUGCUGUGGGCUUGUUCGCAGACGAUCCAAAACCUUUAAAGACAACUAGUGGUAGAACUGGAUUGUUUAAAGGUGGUGGUUGGGAAUUAUUCGGGAUUCAAUGUUUGGCAGCGUUGUGCUUGCUAACUUGGGGAGUCCUCUCGACAUUUAUUCUUCUUUGGGUCAUCAAUAAAAUUGUCCCAAUUCGAAUGGAUCCAAACGAAGAAUUGCUUGGCGCUGAUUUAAUGGAACAUCGAAUAAAUCACACUUCGAUUGGAAUUUCUCGAGCACUUUCAGCCUUAGCGCCAAUUAAAGUCGAUUUGAAGGAAAUGAUGAAUGUGCCGAAGAUUGGAAGGAAUCCUGGACACGACAGUUGCAUUCAGGAGAUUCGAGAUGCUCACUACCAAAAUAACAACGACUGGUCUUCUUACGACAAAAACUCGUCGAAAGCGUCCAUUCGAAGGAAUCAAAAGCGUAAAACGUCUUUUUCGUUUCCGACAAGUUUCUUACCGAAACGCAAGGGUUCACGCACAAUUUCGUUCGACAAUCAUGCGUUUGAAGAAGAACGAGCCUCCAUACAAUCAGGAAUCGGUGCAAGACGUGCUGUCAAGCUUUCAGCUCGAGAAAACGCUUUGAACUCGGUGAAUCUUCGUGACAGUUUCCUGCCAUCGCUUUCAAGUCGGAUUGAUAAGAAAAAAAAUGAUUCAAACUUUGCUUGGAUUGAUUAAUUAAGAUAAGAAAUGAAAGU